This is a messenger RNA of Drosophila gunungcola (fruit fly), 1426 nucleotides long. RefSeq names its product 26S proteasome non-ATPase regulatory subunit 4 (gene Rpn10). Bases 116 to 1306 code for a protein of 396 amino acids. The transcript has 3 exons. Gene Ontology annotation, cellular component: cytosol; proteasome regulatory particle, base subcomplex; nucleus. NCBI's taxonomy places the organism in Eukaryota, Metazoa, Arthropoda, Insecta, Diptera, Drosophilidae. Gene Ontology annotation, molecular function: polyubiquitin modification-dependent protein binding. Gene Ontology annotation, biological process: proteasome-mediated ubiquitin-dependent protein catabolic process. The record is from RefSeq and is a predicted model, not a curated record.
CCCGAAAAUAAGGUCAUACAGAUCUAGCAUAUUUAUUCCAAUAAAAGACUAACAACGACCUGGCAACCCUGAAAACUUACAGUUCAGUGGCAAAGUGACAAGCAAAAAUACGAAAAUGGUUCUGGAGAGUACUAUGAUAUGCUUUGAUAACAGCGACUACCAGCGCAAUGGAGACUAUUUUCCCACCCGUCUGAACGUACAGAAAGAUGGCAUCAAUCUGGUCUGCCUCACCAAACUGCGGUCCAAUCCCGAGAACAAUGUCGGCCUGAUGACAUUGUCCAACACCGUGGAAGUGCUGGCCACCCUGACCAGCGAUGUGGGCCGGAUCUUCUCGAAGAUGCAUCUGAUUCAGCCGAAGGGCGAGAUAAAUCUGCUGACUGGAAUCCGCAUUGCCCACCUUGUGCUUAAGCAUCGCCAGGGCAAGAACCACAAGAUGCGCAUCGUGGUUUUUGUGGGAUCGCCCAUCAAUCACGAGGAGGGUGAUUUAGUGAAGCAGGCCAAGCGCCUCAAGAAGGAGAAGGUCAACGUGGACAUCGUCAGCUUCGGCGAUCACGGAAACAACAACGAGACGCUCACCGCAUUCAUCAACGCGCUGAACGGCAAGGACGGCACUGGCUCACAUUUGGUCAGUGUGCCCCGGGGAUCCGCCCUGUCGGACGCCCUGCUCUCAUCGCCCAUCAUCCAGGGCGAGGAUGGCUUGGGCGGAGCCGGACUGGGCGGCAACGUCUUCGAAUUUGGGGUGGAUCCCAACGAGGAUCCCGAACUGGCCCUGGCCUUGCGUGUGUCCAUGGAAGAGCAGCGCCAGCGCCAGGAGAGCGAGCAGCGACGCGCCAACACCGAUGGAGCAACACCGACUGGAGGCGAUGCUGGCGGCGGAGGCGUUGGCUCGGUCUCAGCACCCGGCAACGUGGAGAGUGCCGGAGCAGAUAACGAGGCCAACAGCGAGGAGGCAAUGCUGCAGCGCGCCCUGGCCCUGUCCACCGAAACACCCGAGGACAACUUGCCGGACUUCGCCAACAUGACUGAGGAGGAACAGAUCGCCUUCGCCAUGCAGAUGUCCAUGCAGGAUGCCCCCGACGACACGGUCACCCAGCAGGCGAAGCGCCCGAAGACGGACGAGGCCAAUGCCCCCAUGGACGUGGACGAGGACUAUUCGGAGGUGAUCGGGGACCCGGCCUUCUUGCAGAGCGUGCUGGAGAACCUGCCCGGGGUUGAUCCCCAGUCGGAGGCAGUGCGCGACGCUGUCGGCUCGCUCAACAAGGACAAGGACAAAAAGGGCGACGGCAAGGAUUCGCAGAAAAAGUAAAACGCAUCUAUGAUUAUAUCUUAUAAGCUCGUUUAAAGCAUUUGUAUGCCCAUUAAAACCAUUUGUAGCCCCUUUAAAAUUAUGCUUCAAGUGAAAAUAUAUACACAAAUACACAUGAAA